GUCAUUUACUGGACUUAAAUAGUUUCAAUUUGGAGUGUUGACAGCCCUUAUAGAGUGGCACUUGCACAGCAAAGAAAUGUAUUAGUCCUGUUGUGAUCCAGUCUACUUGUAAAUCCUUUUCAAAUAUUGUCAUUUGAAUGGAGAGGCAUUUCAGUCUCUUAGACUUUUACCAUGUCAGUGAACCUUUCAGGCCUUCAAAGCAAGGGUCUUUUGCACACUUGUUCCGUAAAGUUAGCAGUCAUGGAAGUGUAAGUUCCAGCUCAGACCUGAGUAGAAGUGUCCAGAGUCUUGGAUUUGGAAAGAUAUACUUUGGUAGUAGUGGGCGACAGGCGGGCACGAUGACCACCAUACCCUUGGUGACAGAAAAUUCUUUGCAUCAUGAUGAUCAUGGAUUAACAUAUGACAAUGGGGCUUUCAUGGUGAUGGAAAGCAUGCUAUGGAAUAAAGUUACUAAAGUCACAGUGAAACGUCUUCAUAAAGAUCCACCUAAAGGAGGAGAAGUUGAUCUCCUAAUCAAUGAAAAUGAAUGUAUAGGGCAGCUAAGACACCCAAAUAUACUUCUUCUGAUGGGGAUUUGCCAGACAGAAAAUUUGAAUGGAAUAGUUUUACUCUACGAAAGAAUCAACUUUGGAUCCCUUUAUCAUUAUAUGCAUGAACGAACCGAACAUCUUUCUCAUCACGGAGCUUUGGAAAUUCUGACCCAGAUUUGUGAUGCCAUAAUGUACAUCCACCAGCAAAAUUUCUUACACUGCUCUCUGACAUCACAUGCUAUACAGCUGGUUAGCUCUCAUCUUGCCAAACUUGGAAAUUUCGAUUACAUGGUUGAACAGUGUGAUGAACCAUAUUACCAGAAGAAAAGCCAUGUUGUGGAGAACAUCUAUCCCAAUGCAGUUUACAAUUGGAUGGCUCCAGAGUUGAUGAAAGGGGAGCCUCCUAGUGAACAGUCGGAUAUGUACAGCUUUUGUGCGGUCAUGUGGGAAGUGUUUAUGGGGAUACUUCCAUGGGGAUCGUCUGAUGCAGAACACAUAAAAAGAGAAGUCCUUGAAAAUAGAAAUAGCUUGCCUCUGUAUGUUGACAAACUCUCACAGCCCUUUGACUCAAUCUUAGAAGGGGGCUUGCAGUUAGAGCCCAGUGACAGAAGACUUGCAUUUGAAGGCAAUGAAAGAAGACUUACCUUUGAAGUUAUGAGGGAUUUACUUUCCACAGUUCCACAGAUGAGGAGGGCAAAUGUUCCAAAUAUUCCAAACAAAGUAGUUCCCCAAAGGAUAAAGACUAAAAACCAACAUAUGGAUGUCAGUACAAGUGAAGAUGAUGCUCCUGCUGCUCGUCAUCAACAAAGGAUGCGAAAAACUCCAUCUCCACCAAGACACAGGAGGGGUGCACCAAAAGUAGAAGCAGUGAAUGCCCGCCUUAUAAAUGAAGAUGAUAGUGUGUUUGAAGAAAAUGGCAAUAAGCUGGAAACCCGCCAGACCAGAGAAGAAUAUGAAUUUAUCCAAAAUGAAAAGAAAAGGGCAUUUUUUGAAGGAAGACAACAGCAACAGUCCACAAGUGUGAGGUCGAAAAGUGAGCCAGAUGAAGGAACAAGGUACAGAUUGAUACAAAACCACCAGCCAAGGGAAAGGACACAGUCACAAAAGCCUCCAUCCCCAACUGCUGUAACUUCACCAAGGGACAACAAGGCUGAAAAAAGAUUAACAAAAGAUGUAUACACAGAUCUAUCAGCUGUUCCUACCAGACCUAGCAGAAUCAGGGAUAACCCUUUCACUAAACCUCCUCCUGCCCCACGCAAUACCAAUGGAAACAAUUCUGUUUCUAACAGUGAUCAGACCUACAGAGCCAGGCCAUAUUCCAGGAGCAUCAGUGCUGACACCUCUGCAAAAGUUAACGGUAAAACUAGUCCAGUGGAAGAUCAUCCUUUGAACACGUCAUUGCAGUCUACAAAAUCUUUUACAAGUCAGACAUCUCGAAAAUCUGGUGCCAUGUCUCCACGCUCUAAUAAAAGCUGGUUGAAUAAUUCACAUAAUGAGUCCCUGUCAUUCAAGCCUGCCAAUCAUAGGAUUUCGUAUGCACCAGAACAAGAGCCUGGGACCAGUACCAGUAAAGGAGACAUUGGAAGAUACAUGGGUAGCAAUUCAGAUAUUGUCAAUAACAGACCAUCUCUGAACAGAAGUUCAAGUGUCGACUCUCAAAUGGGUGGAAUUAAACGAUUCAGAUCAGAAACCUUUUUGAAUCUGUGUGGUGCUAGUUACAAUGACAGAAGGCCUAAAACAGUCACCAGCAAUUACAAAUCUACAGAGAACCUACCCGCCAGCAGUUCGUCAUCAGUAAGCAGUGUGCGCCAAAUGCAUGAAAACAACCCAGUGGUGACCAGUCCUUACAGUAGGAGAACUAGAAAUCAGUGGUUCGCUGGCAAAGGAAGCAUAAAAGGGCUCAUAAGUACCUUUGAGGAACAUGAGGACGAGCAAGGCCAUGAUAAACAACCAGACACCCAAAACAGACGUGCAUUUGAAAGACAGACAUCACUUCCAGAAAAGGCACUUCAGAGUACAUCAGCCUUUGUCAAAUAUCAACCAAAAACUGUAGAGGUAAAAACUGUUACUGUUGAUCAACCUCAAACAAAGUUACCAAGCAAUAGAUUUUCAUCAGUCUCAUCUGGUCUUGUGGAGAGAGGAAGAGGUCCAAAUGACAGAAAUUCAUUUGAAAAUGGAGCAUCCCAACCAAUGGAUGAUAUCUCAGCAUUUGCUGAUCCCAUCAAUUAUAAAAGAGUAUAUGUAUCUGGGAAUGGUGAUGAUAUCCUCUUCAUACCGUCAAGAACAGGACCCACAGUAGUGAAUGGAGACUAUUCAGGAACAGACACUGACAGUGAAUUGAGGUCUUUUGAUAAUAAUGAGCCACAUGAAUAUUAUUUUGAUGAUGACCUCAAUUCAAAUGCUGCUGAAGACACACAGUGGGGUUUGCAAGGUGAUCUGCAGGGGGCACGAACUUCAAGUUUCCAACCACGUAAACCCUAUAAUAUAGGCUUACAAAAAAUGCCAACUACAAGUGGAAAGAUACCGUCAAACUCCUAUGCUGCAAGUAGAGAUGCUCAAACAUAUCCAAAAGUCUCUCCGGAUAAAGGGCAUGGAGAAGCAAGAUCAACAGAAAGAAUGGAAAAAGUAGUCACAAUGACAAGGGAUAUGAGAAUUGUGGCUCCAAAGAAUCCAGAAGAGGAACCUGAAACAGAAGCUGAUUAUAUGACCACAGUGAAAGUAGACUCCAGUCCUAAUGAUGGUGGCACUCACGUGAUCACACAUCUGAGAACCAAUGUCAAGACAGGAGAAACUGUCGUUCUCAGUGAAAGAACAUUCAAGGCAAGCAAAGCAAAGACACAUGUUCUCUUUGAUGCAUAGGCUUUAUAGUCAUCCUGUCAUAACUAGCUUAUGUGCAGAUUGUAGGACUUUGCUCAAAUUUUACUGUUCAGAUACUUUGCUCACAAUUGAUGAUUCAGCAAAGUCUGUAAUUUGUUGCAGAGGGGUGUCUGGUAUUGUUAUAUAUCUCAUUACUCAGGAAAAUUAUGAAAAAUAUAUGGAAUGGUUCUUACAAAGAUAGCUAUGACCCCUGGCAUGAAAUGAGAAACUGAUGAUGAAUGAAUCAUAAAUACAUGCAUUUAGUCUAUAGAUUUUUCUUGGGGCAAUACACAAAGAGUAUCGGGUUAUAUCCACAAAUAUUAGUGGUUGACUUUUCACUGUAAUGCCAGAAUCAUAAUAACUCAGCAAUAAUAGUUAAGUAAUGCCUCUUAGUCACUCUUGGUAAUAUUAAUUAUAAACAUAAAAGCCUGGUUUGGAGGACCCAGAUGGAUUAAAGCCAAGGAAGUUGCCUUGUAAUUCAAUUUUUUCAUCGAGUAAAAGUUUUAAUGUGUUAAGUGUAUAAGCAUGUUUUAACCAUGUUACAAUGAUUGAACUCCUGAAAACAUCUUAUUUUUAAUAUAAUAAUUGUUAUUUGUCCUGGGAGCUACAGGGACAAGUAUUUGAUGUAAUUAAUUCUCUGGAAUAGACUUGAUGUCAGAUAUAUUUAAGAUAUUUGGUAAACAGGAAUAUGCCUUUUCCGUUAUUGAUUUUAAACAAGUGCAAUUUGUUUGCACAUGUACAGUGAACUUAGAAGUUUUAACCUUUGACUAACUUCCCCCAACAAUAUUUGUUGUUUCACUGUUUCACUUUUAAAAAAAAAAUUCUAACACAUUCUGCUUGCAGAAAUAUUUGAUAAUCCAUUGCAUGGCAUUUUAGAAGUCAAAUGCUAUCAUGGGUCGUUUAUUCUGACAUGUGCUCUUUUCCUAUUCAGUUUUAACAAUGUAAGUUUUCUCAUCCCAGUAAAUGCAUAUGCGACAUUUUAUAGCAAAUAUUGGACCGUUAUAUAAGAUUUUACAUGUCUGCAUAAACAAGUAAAAACUCAUAGUUCUUUCACAGUGCAUUUUCUUCAGUUCUUUUUUUCACAGAUGAAUUCUAAUAUAUAAAUUGUAUAGACUAGGUACUAAAAACAUCAGUACAUCAUGUAGUGAAAUAGCUCACACAGUUUGAUCCCAAGAGCACAACUGCAGGUGGUUGCAACCAGUACAGUCAGUAUAAGUAGUUGAACUGUUCAUUCAUUCAUCUUUAAAUAAUUUAGUAACAAAUAUUUUUUUCCCCCGUAUAUUCUAUAAAAUUAAUGAAUUAAGCCUUGUAUCAAUCCCUUUCAUUUAUGUUAUAAUGUGUACUGUGUAUUAUGUGUAGUCCAAUACCCAUUAUCUUUCAUGUAGUUAGUCAUUCGAAAUUAAGUGUCCAACACUUUUAUUUAGCAGUAAAUAACAUUUUCACCAUAAUGUAUUAUAGUUAGAUAGGUACUGGGUCUCAAUUAACAAUUCAAAACAAAUUAUAAUUGCAAAAAUGUGUUGUCAUUGGUAAAUUGAGUAGGUAGCGACUUUUAAUUUUCUUUGCUACCUAUAUAUAACUCUUUAUUUCUAUGCCAUAGAAAUGCUGUUCAUGUUUUUACUUUUAAAAGUUACUGUUGUUAAAUGUUCCUGUAUAUAUGAAUAUAUUUGUUGCCAAAUAAAUAUUUUUCUUUCUUCCA
This is a messenger RNA of Lingula anatina, 5082 nucleotides long. RefSeq lists its product as uncharacterized. The record is from RefSeq and is a predicted model, not a curated record. Gene Ontology annotation, molecular function: ATP binding; protein binding; protein kinase activity. Gene Ontology annotation, cellular component: intercellular bridge; kinetochore; midbody. Gene Ontology annotation, biological process: intercellular bridge organization; protein phosphorylation; mitotic spindle assembly checkpoint signaling. Lineage: Eukaryota; Metazoa; Brachiopoda; Lingulata; Lingulida; Lingulidae.